Zootermopsis nevadensis is the source of this 3312-nucleotide messenger RNA. NCBI's taxonomy places the organism in Eukaryota, Metazoa, Arthropoda, Insecta, Blattodea, Termopsidae. The record is from RefSeq and is a predicted model, not a curated record.
GUUUUUGGCUGCUUGUGGACCAAUUAAACAAUUCAUAAUAAUAAUAAUUUCUUGAUUAGCUGAGUCACCGUAAACCUCUCAAGGACUUUGGUCCAUGCAAUCGGUAGACAUUUCUAGAAACCUAGGGACGUAGCAAACCUCUCAUCAAGUAACCGUAUUUCAUGCAAACAGUUAGUGCAUUUCAGAAUAAAUUAAAAACUGAGAUGUUAACGAAUAUGAUGAUGAUAAUUUAGUGUUAGCGUCUUUAAUGACUGAUGUUUCAAACUGCAAAAUACUUUAGGAUAAUGACAUGGUGACAGGACGUGUAAUUACAUUUUUGUAUUAAAUUCGGUCUGUGACACAAUUUUCAAAAGAAGCAACCUCCGUGUUUUUGUCUAAUAAUUCAAAAGCAUCGAUUCAUGAUAUUACGCAGAUAGAUGUAAACACGGCUGACCCAUUAGUGCCAGAGCCUAGCCUUACUUAAGUGGAGACUGCCAUUGAGAAAUUUAAAAAUUAUAAAUCCCCGGGUACUGGUCAGAUUCCGUCCGAAUUGAUCAAGGCCGGAGGCGAAACUCUGCGUCCCAAAAAACACGAAUUUAUCUGCUCUAUACAGGAUAAGGAGAAAAUGCCACAGCAGUGGAAGGAAUUUAUUACUGUGUCAGUUCAUAACAAGGUAUUGGUUGGAAGCAACCAAUACCUUGUUAUGAACUGACACUGGGAGGAGACCGCUGGGAAUACCUAGGAGUAAAUGGGAGGAUAAGAUUAAGAUGGACAUUAGGGAGACAGGAAUCGAUGGAGAGAACUGGAUGCACCUGGCUCGGGACAGAGUCCGGUGGCAGGGGUUUGUGAACACGGCGAUGGACCUUCUGGUUCCGUAAAGAAAGUACUCUAUUGUUUGACAAGCCGAAUAUACAAUCGACUUUCCAAAGAAUAUCAUGCACCAUAUAUAUAUAUACACACAAAGUUAUUCAUAAUUCCGUGACUAUACAAAAAAUCGCUAGACUUCAAUGGUGCAAUGGAUGGUAAUAUAGGACAUGACUAUAGAAAGAGAAACUCUACAAGUUUAUUUUACAUACUCGUACACCAGUGUGCAUGAAGCAUGAAGUCCAAUUGCAUAAUAUUAAAACAAACAGUUCUUACCUCAAAUAAAACACAAUACAUGCAUGGCAAUGAUCAGUUGGACAAUGCAAUUUAAAGAAAUACUAGCUGUUUAUUUUGAGGAUCGUAAGUAACACACAAAUACAUUAGAUGGGCAAAAUACUAAAGUUGGUGGAGCAUACAGUUAACAAUUACUUUUAAACAUUUAAAUGUGUUCUCUACGCCUUGUAACUAUGCGAAUUUUUCCACUGCUUCCUAAACCGUUUUCAAUGAUGCUGCCUCAGUCCGAAGAUGGCUGUCUCCUGGGUUGUGGUGCCGUGUACUAGUCUGGUACAAGUUUACCAACGCUUCAGAGGUCACUUCUGCCUGUAUCAUCAGCAUACACAACGCUACAAUCCAGAAGACAGCCAUCUUCGGACCAAUCGCCGUGGAAACCUCAAACCCUACAAUGCUGAAGAUGAAAGCAGCAGGCGAUGUUUUUGAUUAAGAUCUGUUGUACACGCGAAGCAGAGAGUGCGACAGGUACUAGCCUCUGUAUCGGACGCGGAUGGGGCAUGUGCCAGAAAUAAAUCUCAUGAAACCAGAACACAUCGAGACAAUUCUGGGCAGUAGUAAGCACAUAGAUAAGGCAUUCAUGUACAAUUUCCUGCAUCCCUGGCUUGGAACAGGCCUGCUCACUUCCACAGGUCAUAAAUGGCACACCCACAGGAAGAUGAUCACGCCGACCUUCUAUUUCAAGAUCCUGGGCAACUUCGUGGAGGUGUUCUCGGAGAAGAGCGAGAUUUUGGUCAGCAAGCUACAGAAGGAAGUCGGAUCUCAGGGCUUCAACGUGUAUCCAUACAUCACUAAGUGCGCAUCGGACAUCAUAUGUGAGACAGCUAUUUGGACAGCAGUUCAUACCCAGGAUGAAACAGAUGCAGAAUAUCUGUCUGCUGAGUAUGAUAUGAGCGAAUUGACACUAUUUCACAUGAUUCAUCCAUGGCUGUAUCCAGACUGGUUAUUUAAGCUAACAAAAGCAGGGAGAAGAUAUGAUGAGUGCCUCAAAAUUCUGCAUGGCUUCACAAAAAUGGUACAGUAUGCUGCCAUCUUUGAGUGGCAGGAAGAACUGUAUUCUACUAAGCAGCAUGUCAUUCAUGAACGUAAGGAACUCCAUAACCAAACACAGAAAGAAUCCGAGACAUCACCUGCGACAGAGGAGGCCACUCUAGAAUGGAUUACAGGCACAAAGCGAAGGCUGGCAUUCUUGGAUUUUUUGCUGGAUGCAUCACACAAUGGUGUCAAGUUGACAGAUGAAGUGCUGAGGGAGGAAGUGGACACUUCCAUGUUUGAUAUAGGGGAAAGUUUAAAUCCAAAUAUGAAAUUGUGUAUUGUAUAUUUGUUUGAAAUUCCAUAUGGAUUGAGGCUGCAUUUCUUUCAAAUUGGAGGAGUUGCUACUGAUCUUAACAUUAAUAAACUUAAAAUGGCUCAAAUUCAAUUCAUCUCCCAAUGUUGCAAAAUCCAUAACUAUACCCUCAAUCCAUAUGGAAUUUCAAACAAAUACACAAUACCUGCUGGAGUAAUGACAACAAUGCACAUCUACUAUCUGCAUCAGAACCCUGAUCAGUUCCCCAACCCCCAGAAUUUUGAGCCUAACGUCUUCCUGCUGGGGAGGGUAGCAAAAAGGCACCCCUACGCCUACAUCCCCUUCAGUGCUGGUCCCAGGAAAUGCAUAGAACAGAAGUUCGCCCUGCUGGAGGAGAAGACGGUGCUAUCCUAUUUCCUAUGUCACUACGAACUGCGUUCCCUUGUCAAGAGAGAGGACAUAAAUUUGACAGCAGAUCUGAUUCUAAAACCAGAAAAUGGUCUCCAAGUCGUCAUCACACGAAGGGACUCACUUGAAGAAUAAUGUAGGGCCUUAGUAUGUUAACACUUGUGACCAUCUAGGUACAGUGACCAUGGAUUCUUUCUGUAAAGAUAUUAUGUAAGUAACAGACUAGAUUGCAUAUAACCUACCUCAGUAACUAACUAUGAUCAGUUGAUCAGGGUUCUGAUGCAGAUAGUAGAUGUGCAUUGUUGUCAUUACUCCAACAGGUAUUGUAUAUUUGUUUGAAAUUCCAUAUGGAUUGAGGGUAUAGUUAUGGAUUUUGCAACAUUGGGAGAUGAAUUGAAUUUGAGCCAUUUUAAGUUUAUUAAUGUUAAGAUCAGUAGCAACUCCUCCAAUUUGAAAGAAAUGCAGCUAGUUUAGUAGGGUGAGAU